ACGACCAUCUAUUUUGCACAUUUGCGUGGACCAAGCAUUAUGUAAACAGGGUAGAAAAUGUCAGAGCCAGAAGAAAGUCUGGCAGCGCCGGAUAGCACUACGAGGGAACAGAAAUUGGGUUUCUCUCAUGGAGAUGAUGUUCUACUUCAACACAAAGAUGGAAAAUAUUAUCUUGGAACAGUUGUUGAGGUGGAUUUGGCAAGGGAGAAAUGCCUUGUCAAAUUUAUGGACAACACCUCCGCGUGGUCCUCUGUUAAGGAGCUGACAAAGCUUUCAAUGCCAGACUCUGAUGUUAUGUGCGUUCUUUGUAAAAAAUCUCAGCCCAAGACUGAUAAUGACAUUAUUGUUUGUGACAAAUGUGGUCGUGGUUAUCACCAACUUUGUCAUCAGCCUCAGAUAUUAAAAGAAGAAACUGCAGCUGAGGCACACUGGAUGUGUAAAAGAUGUGUAGAUAGUCAACCACGGACACGUGAAGUUAUAGAACCAAAAACUUCUAUGGUAAAGGCAAGUAUCAGAAAAGUUUGCAGUGGUAGGGACCAACCUCAGCCGCCACCAGAUGAUAUGACAAAGUUGCCGUAUGAUCCUAAUAUGUUAAAUUGGGAUGCACAUCAUAGAGUAAAUGCUGAACAAAUUUAUUGUUAUUGUGGACUUAAUGGUGAAUGGUAUACACAAAUGUUGCAAUGUGCUCGUUGCAAACAGUGGUUUCAUGAAAAAUGUGUCAGUUGCCUAACUUAUCCUUUAUACAGUGGAGAUAGGUUUUAUGUAUUUGUUUGUUCAAUGUGCAAUUAUGGCAAAGAAUUCGUACGGCGACUAGAAUUGAAAUGGGUAGAUCUGGUGCACCUGAUGUUGUACAAUUUGACUGUUUACAAUGCUAAAAAGUAUUAUGAUUUGGACACUGUUAUUGUACCUUAUGCCAAUGAUAACUGGAAUACUUUACAGCUUCCACCACGGAUCAGGGAUGUCAGUGCUCAAAUACGCAGAGAAUCUAUACUAGCAAUAUUGACAAAUAAUAGAAACAGGUUCAAAUGCGGCAGAGAAAUAAAGAAACGUACUACGAUAUGGGGUCUUAGAGUUAGGUUACCACCACCAUGUCCAAUUGUUAAUCUUCCAGCAACUGGUGUAAUAGAUGAUUCUGUGUUACGUAGAUGCUGGGGUGCUAAUAAAAGACUGCAAUAUCUUCCUCCACCUACAGGACCGAUAUCUUUACCAGAAAGUACAAAACAAUUAACUGCUUUAAAGCAAAGUACAGCGGAAAAUUUAGAAAUUCCAGUAAAUCCAUCAGAUGUGGUAAUGCGUGGAACAAUUUAUCAAAACUCAGAAGCAGAACAAAGUUCUUGUCCCAGUCCAAGUCCCCCAAGUCAGUCUACACAGUCUUUGAGAGAAAGAUAUAGUGGCGGUGGCUUUGUAAAAAAAUCAUUCCCAUUUCCCAAACUCAGUUUACAAAGAAGAAGACGUUUAAUGGCGUUAGGAAGUUCUCGUGAUAGAAUGUUACGUAAACAUAAAAAAAGAGAAAAAGGUGAUGGUGCUUUAAGUAAAGCUCAGGGUGUUCGAGAAGCUAGAUACAGGAAAGCAAGGAAAUUACUGAAGAAUGCUAUAGCCAAGAGUAAAUCUCGAAACUCGGAAACAUCUGAUUUACCGCCAACACCUCCAACUUCAGUUUCUGGCCCACCUACACCCCCAGCUACAACUUCGGGUAUAUCUGAACUAUCUGUGCCUAGUUCUGUGGAAUUGAUGCAUCCCUUACCACCGUCGACGCCUGCGGAUACAAGUGGGGAUGAAACUAGUUCAAGAGGAACUUUGGACUCCUUCAUUCCACCACCCAAAGACUUUGAAGGCAAGAAUAAUCCUUUUAGAAAUCUCAGUGAUUUAUUGGGUACACCCGGCAAUCUCAAUCAAACAAAUUCAAGUACCCCGUCACCGUACAAUCAAUGUCCAAUCACAUUACCUCUACCGCUUACUCCUGUUAUAUCUCAACCGCCGGUAGUGCGGCCAGCCAAAAGACAAUUAUCGGAAAAAGACAUUAUUAUAGACAGAAACGGGCAAGUAAAACGUAGACGUCAGCAUCGGAGAGGACGUCCGUCGCAACAGCAAAUACAACAACAGUAUCAACAUACUGCGAGUAAGACGGCAACCAUCUUACCGGCGCGUAAUAACGAAGUUAAAAGUGAGUUUGCAAGGAAUUUAAGAAGUUCGUUCAACGGUGCCUCAAGCAGUGCUAGUAGUCAAAUUGGAAAUUGUGUUGAUUAUGCCUUAAACGGGAGGAGACUGAGACAGCGUCAAAACAAUGACAAAUUACCGCCCCCAGAUCCGCAACCGCAGAAAAAAGGUAGCUUACCUUCAUCCCCAAAGUGUUCACCUGUUAAACAAAGUGCGCCCGACAUAUCUUUGGAUGAUUUAAAGUCAUCGGUGAACAUAUAUUUUGGAGCAGCUAAUAGAAUCGCUGCUGGUGAGAAGUUCGCCAUGAAAGCAAAGAGGGUAGGACCAAACGGUCAGACUCAAUACCUAAUCGAGUGGGAGGGACUUAAUACUUAA
Molecule: messenger RNA, 2532 nt
Organism: Eufriesea mexicana
Lineage: Eukaryota; Metazoa; Arthropoda; Insecta; Hymenoptera; Apidae
Gene: Pcl
Product: polycomb protein Pcl
Exons: 10
Coding region: 58-2532 (824 amino acids)
Biological process (GO): negative regulation of gene expression, epigenetic
Cellular component (GO): nucleus
Molecular function (GO): DNA binding; chromatin binding
Source: RefSeq, a predicted model, not a curated record